CCCUCCCGGGAGUCGCCGUGCCCUCCCCGCCCUGCCCGUCGCCCGUCCCCCCCGUCGGACAUCCCCUCCGGCGUCCGCGCUCCUCCGCCGCAGCGCUGUCGCUCCUGGCCGGCCGCACAGCCGGGGCGCCCGGGGCAGGCCGCUUCCUUCUCCAGGGCUGCCAGCUCCCACUUGCCCUCUCAGCUCGGCCGCCGGGCCAGAAAGGGGAGUGCGAGGGGGCUUAAGGAAGUGGAGAUCCGCUGCCCCGGGCUGUGCCUCGAGGGCUAACCACUCCCUCCUCCGGCCGCGCCUCCGUGGCGCGAUCCCAGCCUCUUGUCAAAACUCACAGAGGUCGCUCCGAAGUCGCCCUCCUCCCCUGCGCUGGGAGUGAGCGAGCGGCGCGACCAGCUCUCUGUUGCUGAGCCUCUGAAACUCCCAGCCGCAGUCCAAUACCCGGUCCAGAUACCCGGUCGUCCCCGCCCUCGGCCUCCGGACCCUGCGCCCUCGCUUCCCGCUUUCCCUCCCUCCGGCUCCGAACCAGCUGGAAGUUGUGGAAGUUGGGCUCCGAGGGCGGAGGAAGCCAGGGCGGGGGGUGGAGGAAGAGGGGGAGAGGCUGAAGUCUGCGGUGGAGGCGAGGGCAUUUUAAUGCGCCCUCCCCCACGGUCUUACCUUCUCAGUGUUAACUGUUUAUCCUUGAAGAAGCCGAACUGAGAUCAUGGCUCAGAUAGCAGUGGGGACAAAAAAAGAUUAACAGGAUGGAGGCUAUCUGAUUUGGGUUAUUUGACUGUAAACAAGUUAGACCGAAGACACCAUGAUUCCUGGUAGCCGAAUGCUGAUGGUCGUUUUAUUAUGCCAAGUCCUGCUAGGAGGCGCGAGCCAUGCUAGUUUGAUACCUGAGACGGGGAAGAAAAAAGUCGCCGAGAUUCAGGGCCACGCGGGAGGACGCCGCUCAGGGCAGAGCCAUGAGCUCCUUCGGGACUUCGAGGCGACACUUCUGCAGAUGUUCGGGCUGCGCAGCCGCCCGCAGCCCAGCAAGCACGCCGUCAUUCCGGAUUACAUGCGGGACCUUUACCGGCUGCAGUCUGGGGAGGGGGAGGAGGAAGAGCAGACCCGCGGCUCUGGGCUGGAGUAUCCUGAGCGCCCGGCCAGCCGAGCGAACACUGUGAGGAGCUUCCACCACGAAGAACAUCUGGAGAACAUCCCAGGGACCAGUGAAAACUCCGCUUUCCGUUUCCUCUUUAACCUCAGCAGCGUCCCAGAGAACGAGGUGAUCUCCUCCGCAGAGCUGCGGCUCUUCCGGGAGCAGGUGGACCAGGGCCCCGACUGGGAGCGGGGCUUCCACCGCAUAAACAUUUAUGAGGUUAUGAAGCCCCCGGCAGAAGUGGUGCCCGGGCACCUCAUCACACGACUACUGGACACAAGACUGGUCCACCACAAUGUGACACGGUGGGAAACUUUUGAUGUGAGUCCUGCAGUCCUUCGCUGGACCCGGGAGAAGCAGCCGAACUAUGGGCUGGCCAUUGAGGUGACUCACCUCCAUCAGACACGGACCCAUCAGGGCCAGCAUGUCAGGAUUAGCCGAUCGUUACCUCAAGGGAGUGGGAAUUGGGCCCAGCUCCGGCCCCUCCUGGUCACCUUUGGCCAUGAUGGCCGGGGCCAUGCCUUGACCCGACGCCAGAGGGCCAAGCGUAGCCCUAAGCAUCACCCCCAGCGAGCCCGGAAGAAAAGCAAGAACUGCCGGCGCCACGCACUGUAUGUGGACUUCAGUGAUGUCGGCUGGAAUGACUGGAUUGUGGCCCCCCCGGGCUACCAGGCCUUCUACUGCCAUGGGGACUGUCCCUUUCCACUGGCUGACCACCUCAACUCAACCAACCAUGCCAUCGUGCAGACUCUGGUUAACUCUGUCAAUUCCAGCAUCCCCAAAGCCUGCUGUGUGCCCACUGAGCUGAGCGCCAUCUCCAUGCUGUACCUGGAUGAGUAUGACAAGGUAGUGCUGAAAAACUACCAGGAGAUGGUGGUGGAGGGGUGCGGGUGCCGCUGAGACCAGGCAGUGCUGAGGACAGACAGACACACACGCUCCCCCCCACUCACCCACACGACACAGACUGCUUCCUUCUAGCUGGACUUUUAUCUUUAAAGAAAAACAAAAAAAAAAAAAAAGGAAAAAAGUAAACAUUCACCUUGACCUUAUUUAUGACUUUACGUGCAAAUGUUUUGACCAUAUUGAUCAUAUAUUUUGACAAAAUAUAUUUAUAACGACAUAUUAAGAGAAAAAAAUAAAAUGAGUCAUUAUUUUAAAGGUAAAA
Molecule: messenger RNA, 2285 nt
Organism: Nycticebus coucang (slow loris)
Lineage: Eukaryota; Metazoa; Chordata; Mammalia; Primates; Lorisidae
Gene: BMP4
Product: bone morphogenetic protein 4
Exons: 3
Coding region: 791-2020 (409 amino acids)
Biological process (GO): BMP signaling pathway; negative regulation of transcription by RNA polymerase II; negative regulation of apoptotic process
Cellular component (GO): extracellular region
Molecular function (GO): growth factor activity; BMP receptor binding; cytokine activity
Source: RefSeq, a predicted model, not a curated record